AUGUUUAUCAUCAAUUUCAGCUGCCGCCUCUUCUCCUCCUCGGACAGCAGCACGUGCCUCCUCAAUGCUGCUGACACCGUCUCAACAGUGGACGUUGAAGUGACAGCGGGGGUCACGCCGGACUGCGUCAUCACAGAAAACUCUACUGUGAUUGGCGCAUGCCGCUUGUGGAAUGUAGGACUUGUAGUUUUUAAACAAUUAGCAGCGGAGGAAAAAUAUAUCACGCCGUCUUCACGCUGCACGACUCCCUGUCUCUCUGCGGCCAACUUGGCCUCCCUGGGGGGGACCUCCUCGAGACGGGGCAGUGCAGACACGGGCAGCAUUGUCGACCCUGACACCAGCCUGAGUGAAUUUAGGGAUAUCUAUGAUCUAAAGGACCAGAUUCAGGAUGUAGAGGGGCGGUACAUGCAGGGACUUAAAGAGCUGAAGGAGUCGCUGUCGGAGGUGGAGGAGAAGUAUAAGAAAGCCAUGGUGUCGAACGCACAGCUGGACAACGACAAAGCCAAACUCAUCUACAACGUGGACACACUCAAAGAUGUCAUCGAGGAGAUGGAAGAGCAGAUGGCCGAGAUGCGUAGGGAAACUGAGGACAAGUCUAAGCAACUAGAAAGACAAAAGCACACAUGCACAGUCCUGCAGCACAAACAAGUGGAGUUAAAGGAGGGAAUCCGCCGAAGAGAUGAGCACAUUGAGAAACACGGCCUGGCCAUCAUCCCAGAGGGAAUGCCUAACGGGGACAUCAACCAUAACGACCCAGCCGCAGGGAUCACCGUGGUCACACAGGAGGCUGCCCAGGUGCUGGAGUCAGCAGGAGAAGGGUCUCUGGAUGUUAGGAUACAAAAGCUUGCGGAUGAAAAGGACGAACUCUUAGCCCAGAUCAGGAAGUUGAAAAUGCAACUGGAGGAUGAGAGGCAGAAGCACUCUAAGAUGGAGAAUGCCUUCACAGAUGGAGAGAGGAUGGAGAACGGCACUGACCUGCACUUCAUUGAGAUGCAAAGAGAUGCCAACAGACAGAUAAGUGAAUACAAGUUCAAGCUCUCGAAGGCAGAACAGGAAAUGGGCACAAUGGAACAAAACAUCAACAGACUGGAAGGACAAGUGUCCAGAUACAAGGCGUCAGCGGAUAACUCAGAGAAAAUAGAAGAUGAACUGAAAAUUGAAAAAAGGAAACUUCAAAGCGAGCUGCGGAUUGCACUAGAUAAGAUUGAGGAGAUGGAGAUGACCAACAACCACCUAGUAAAGCGCCUUGAGAAGAUGAAGGCCAAUCGAAACGCCCUUCUGUCUCAGCAGUGAAAGCCGCUGGAUUGCCACAGAAGCCGUUAAACUCAUACCUUUGACUGCCAUAUUGCGUCUGGAGCACGUUUCCAUUCUUCCUCAGUAACACUUGUUGUGUAGCAAAACCAAAAACAGAAAAAAGCAACACUGGUAGCAGAGAGGCAAAAGUAUUUUUAAAAUAAAAUAUAGGCAUUGGUUUGUCUUUUUUGUGUGCCAGUGUCUUUCGAAGGGAGACUCAAAAACCUAUUAAACCAUAGUUAUUAGGGGAAGAUGAUGAAUCUAAGAAAUUCGCAACUCAUUACUUUAUUUUUCAAUGCUUUUGGACUACAUGUUAUUCACAAGGUUUUACUUCUCUCUGGCUGGGUGCUUGGCUAUUUCUUUGUUUUGUAUUUUUUGAUAAGUUGCAUGAAUGAGUAUUAUGACUGUUUUGAACUGUUAAACCCUUAAGGCUGCUCUCUCUGGCCUGCACCUAUCUAUAAUCCCUCACACAGUGAAGUGCCUUCUCACACCUAGAGACUGAGGGUUUUUCAUUAUCAACAAAUAUAAUAACUUGUACAAAAUAAUGUAUUUAAAGGUGCAGUCAUGAUUUGAUGAAAUAUAUAGAACCAAUUGUUUUGAGAUUUCAUUGAGAAUGUAAAAAAUAUAUAUAUUUAAAAAGAUUUCUUGAAAAUAAAUGUGUGAAUGACAGAACUGUGUGUAUAUAUAAGGUGGAUUUUUUUUUUUUACAUGGGGUAUGGCACAUUGAAUUCCCUUUAGAAGAGGAGUGAUGAUUCAAGGUUCUUUGAGCUAAAAAAAGAAAGGCAAGUAACAUCAACGGAAGAUGGCACUACAUACCACUUUCUCCUCAAACCUUGUUCACUGCUCUGAAACCCAAGCAGUUUCAAGUCUCAGGACCACACAGUGAUUGUGACUGGGGCACCUACUGCAUUGAAAUACUCUAUGAAUAAACUCUAUACCAGAUUUA
Molecule: messenger RNA, 2239 nt
Organism: Salvelinus fontinalis (brook trout)
Lineage: Eukaryota; Metazoa; Chordata; Actinopteri; Salmoniformes; Salmonidae
Product: leucine-rich repeat flightless-interacting protein 2-like
Exons: 13
Coding region: 1-1293 (430 amino acids)
Biological process (GO): regulation of DNA-templated transcription
Source: RefSeq, a predicted model, not a curated record